AUGGCCGAUCACCAAACAGGUUCAUCAACGUCGGCCUUUGUGUCAUCGCUUAUAUUUAACUUGAUUAUCUUUGCAAUAUUUAUUGCAGUUUUCAUCUUUUUAAAAAACAGAAAAUACGAUGUUUACAGCCCACGAUCAAUCAAUCGCCUAUUGCCUGAUCAUUUGAAGGCCCCACCACUUUCAAACUCGGCAUUUGGGUGGCUACCAGACCUUCUCUCCAAACCCUCUAGUUUUAUCAUUCAGCAAGCAGGCAUUGAUGGCUAUUUUUUUCUUAGAUACAUGUGGUUGUGGGCGAAAAUCGGCUUUAUUUCCGGGUUGAUUAUUUGGCCUAUUUUGUUUUCUGUUAAUGCUACAGGUGGAGGCCACAAAACCGGAUUCGAUAUAAUUUCCUACUCUAACAAUAUCCAUAAAUGGAGAGUUUUUGCCAACUUGUUUUGUUCCUGGUUCUUCUUUGGAUUUGUUGUUUACACGAUUUAUUCGGAGUUGGUCUAUUACACUGGAUUCAGACACAACCUCGAAUGUACACCUUUCUACAAGAGUUUGCCAAGCAGCAAGGUGUUGUUGAUUGAUAAUGUCCCUGAAGAAAUCCUCAACGAUAGUUCAUUACGCCAGCUUUUUCCAGCAGUGAAAAGGAUUGCAAUCACCCGUAACACCAAGGAAGCUAGUGAGAUUUACGAAAAGAGAACUAAACUAGUCGGCAAACUUGAAGGAGCAUUCGUUAAAGUUAUGAGUAAAUGUGUCAAAAUCAAAUACAAGUUGGAUAAAAAAGCAGCAAAAGGGAAGGAUGUUGAAUACCCAACACCGUCAUAUAAAGUUGAAAGUUAUAUCAAGGAAAAAAAACUACCAACUUAUAGAUACAAGCCAAUUAUUGGUGAGAAGAAACACGUUUUCAAUGAAGGUAUUGAAGAACUAAAGGAGUUCAACGAUUCACUGGAUGCUUACCAAGAAAAAGUUCUCUCUGGUUUGAACGAGCUGGAAAAAGUCGGUAGUGUUUUCUUAGAGUUUCCAACUUCUUUAGAAUUGCAAAGGGCAUACCAAGCUAUCGAUAGCUCUGAUAAAUUUAAAAGAUCCAGAAAAUUUCAGAGUUUCUUCCCCAAAGAGGUUAUCUGGAACAAUGUAGGAACAGGCUUUACCGUUAGAAAGUCAAAGAAAACAGGUGCUGUGACAUUUUUGACUGCUAUGAUUAUAUUCUGGGCAAUACCUGUUGCAGUUGUUGGUUGUAUCUCAAACAUUAAUUACUUGACAGAGAAGGUCCCAUUCUUGAGGUUCAUCAAUAAUAUGCCUUCCGUUUUGAUGGGUAUAAUCACCGGUAUCUUACCAUCUGUUUUAUUAUCUAUUUUGAUGUCCUUGGUUCCUCCUAUUAUCAAAUGGAUGGGUAAAAUUGGUGGUUGCAUGACUGAACAGCAAUUGGAUCAGUGGACUCAACAAUGGUACUUUGCCUUUCAGGUGAUCCAAGUCUUUCUUGUUACUACUUGCACCUCUGCAGCUUCAUCAGUUGUUACUUCGAUUAUUGACAAUCCAUCUAGUGCAAUGCAACUAUUGGCUAACAACUUACCACCGGCUUCCAACUUCUAUAUCUCAUAUUUGCUACUCCAAGGUUUGUCAGUUUCUUCUGGUAUUCUAGCUCAAGUUGUGGGGCUAGUUCUAUCUUACGUGAUUGGUCGGAUACUUGACACCACUCCAAGACAAAAAUGGAACCGGGAGGUAUCGUUAUCGGCACCUUCUUGGGGAACUAUGUAUGCUACAUUCGGGUUAUUCACCGUGAUCAUGCUAUGUUACGCAAUCAUUGCACCUAUUAUCAUUGCAUUUACAUCCAUUGCAUUCAUUUUGAUUGUGAUUGCUCAGAUGUAUACUUUCAUUUAUGUCUCUGGCCAUGCUACCGACAAUAGAGGUAGAAACUAUCCACUGGCAUUGUUUGAAACCUUUGUUGGUAUAUACUUGGGUGAGUUAUCGCUUGUUGCACUUUUCGUAAUGCAAAAGAAUUGGGCAUGUGUGGUGUUGGAGGCAGUCUGGGUGGCAUUGACAGUUGCUGCACAUCUAUACUUCAGGUACUUGUUCGAACCCGUUUUGGACACGGUUCCAAUUGGUGCAAUUGAAGGGUACUACCCUGUAGAAGAUAUGGGUAGAAAGCAAGUCAAAGAGGUUGGAGAGAAAUUUUUUGUUGAAGACACGCUCAAUGUGGAUCCAUUUCCAGAAGCAGAGCCGAAUACUAUUCCAGUUGAUAAAAUGGAUGACUCAAGCACCGAUUCUUAUAACGGCGCCAAGGCUAGUCUUCGGGGAGCCACAUUGGAAAAUAAAGGUACCAAUUCAAGUCUCCAGGAUGAAAGCACCAUGAUAGCGGAUGUGCCUCCAUAUAAUACCAAGAGAUAUGACAACAAGAAAACCAGUGAACCUCUACCUGAACAAGAUGCCGCCAAUGUGAAGAACACAAUCGAGGAGUAUCUAGAUGGAGGGUAUCAGCAUGGUUGGAGGGAUACUAUCAACAAGUUCAUCCAUCCUAAACGGUAUGUCUCUUAUUCAAAUUUUGAAAAUGACAUGCCUGCGUUUUGGAGCAUGCCUAUUUCAAAAGUGCUUGUUGACGAUGUUGUAUAUGAACCACCCGAGAUUAGAGACAGGAAAAGAGCUGGUUUAUGGAUUGCCAAGGAUGAGUUAGGCCUCAGCGAGAAUUUGAUUGAUUUAUGUGCCCAGAACGGAGUUUUAUGCACCAACGCCGAUGCUAUCAUGAGCGAAAAGGGUAAAGUUGAGCUUGCCGAAGAUUCAUAUCCGCCAGAUUACGAGCCAACAAUUCUGUACUAG
Pichia kudriavzevii is the source of this 2796-nucleotide messenger RNA. RefSeq lists its product as uncharacterized. Bases 1 to 2796 code for a protein of 931 amino acids. The record is from RefSeq and is a predicted model, not a curated record. Gene Ontology annotation, cellular component: plasma membrane. Gene Ontology annotation, molecular function: calcium-activated cation channel activity. The transcript has a single exon. NCBI's taxonomy places the organism in Eukaryota, Fungi, Ascomycota, Pichiomycetes, Pichiales, Pichiaceae.